AUGGCUGAAGUGCAUAUUAUCGGAGAGAUUGAAUAUGCAUCUGGGUUCCCAGAACAACGUCUUUUUUGUCGCUGGGAGCUCGGAUUUGGUGGUGGAUGGCGUGUAAUACAAGGAGUAAGCAAAGGACAAACUCAGAUCGACUUAUCCGAAUAUGAAGAUUUUGCAUAUUUUUCACAUCCGUUGGAUAUACAUCUUAUAACUAAAACCAUACAAGUCUUCUGUAGCCGAAAAUUGUGGAUUGGUCGUAGACGGAAAAUCUCAAAACAGCAACUAUGGAAGAAAGUAAAGAAUUUACUCAAAACAUUCCUAUAUUUAGGAUGGCCUUCAAUUAGUUUACAAAUCUGGCAUUACGAUGAAUUUGGUCGGCAGGAACUGUAUGGCUACGGGUCCAUAUAUUUACCAGCUUCACCCGGUGAACAUCAGAUGAAAUGUUAUACAUGGAGACCGAAAGGUAGUUUACGUGAAGAAAUGAUGCAGUACUUUGUUGGAGGUGGUUUACAAUUAAGCAAUGAAAAUUCGACACGACUCGAUGAAUACUCAAGAUUGCGCACUGUAUCAAUGGGUGUCGUUAAACUGCGUAUUUCAGUGAUAACCAAAAAUUUUGAUCGUUUCGGAAUCCAGUGCUAA
Messenger RNA from Brugia malayi, 627 nucleotides. RefSeq lists its product as uncharacterized. Bases 1 to 627 code for a protein of 208 amino acids. Gene Ontology annotation, biological process: cilium assembly. Lineage: Eukaryota; Metazoa; Nematoda; Chromadorea; Rhabditida; Onchocercidae. The record is from RefSeq and is a predicted model, not a curated record. Gene Ontology annotation, cellular component: MKS complex. The transcript is spliced from 4 exons.